AUGCGAAUUGGACCAUUUCUCGAUCUGCAGGACUAUGAAAUUGGUGCUACAAACGUAACGUUUCAACAGCAUAAAAUAGGACGAGAAGAACGUGCACGAGUUCUUGGACGUCAUAAUGGUUUUCGAGGUUGUACUAUAUGGUUCACCGGAUUGUCUGGUGCUGGCAAAACAACAGUUGCUUUUGCAGUGGAGAAAAUUUUGACACAGCUUGGCAUUCCUGCUUACGCUUUAGAUGGCGACAAUGUUCGACAUGGGCUCUGCAAAAAUCUUGGAUUUUCCAAAGAAGAAAGACGAGAAAAUAUCCGUCGUGUUGCUGAAGUUGCCAAAUUAUUCGCUGAUAUGGGCAUUGUUGUUCUGGCAUCAUUCAUUAGUCCAUAUAAAUGUGAUCGAGAUGAUGCAAGAUCUAUUCAUAAUCAGGAUAAUCUUGCCUUCUUUGAAGUGUACGUGAAUACACCACUGAGAAUUUGUGAACUUCGCGAUCCUAAAAAUUUGUAUAAGAAAGCACGUUCCGGAGAGCUGAAAGGAUUUACAGGGAUUGAUAGUGUCUAUGAGGCACCAGAAAAACCGGAUCUUAUACUUGAAUCAGGCGUUGAAUCGGAAGCUGAAUCCGUUAGGAAAGUACUGGAUUUUUUAUUGCAAAAGAAUGUUUUGCCUGUAAAAGCUUAUCAGCAGAUUUCUGGACCACCUAUACGAGAACUAUACGUUGAUGAAGAAUCGAAAGACAAAUUACUUGAGCGUAUGAACUCUCUUCCAAGGGUGCAUUUGACCAAAAUUGAUUUGGAGUGGUUACAGGUGUUGGCUGAAGGCUGGGCAUCUCCUUUGCCUGGAUUUAUGCGUGAACGUCAAUACUUGCAAUGUUUGCAUCAUGGUCUCCUUCUGGAUUUAAAAAAAAAUCCAGAAGACACUGAAGAAGAUUCACUUUGGUCACUUAAUGAACCACUGAAUCAAUCGAUACCAAUCGUAUUACCGAUCAACGAUGACACAAAAAUCAAGCUCAUGGAUGGACAUUCUAUCAGUCCCGAAAUUGCUCUUGUAUACAACAAUGACGUUGUUGCUGUUGUGAUGGAUGGCGAAAUAUUUGAACAUAGGAAAGAGGAACGUAUUGCACGCCAGUUCGGUAUCAUCGAUCCUCGGCAUCCUGCAAUAAAACGGAUUUUGGAAAGUGGGGACUGGUUACUUGGUGGUGAUGUGCAGGUGCUAAAACGAAUUCAAUACAACGAUGGUUUGGAUUGCUACAGGAUGUCACCAUUAGAGCUUCGAAAUAUUUUUGCGAAAGCCAAUUGCGAUGCAGUUUUUGCUUUUCAAUUACGAAAUCCUAUUCAUAAUGGCCAUGCACUUCUUAUGCAAAACACAAGAGAACAGCUGCUGACAAAGUACAAAAAUCCCAUGUUGUUACUUCAUCCAUUGGGUGGUUGGACAAAAGAAGAUGAUGUGCCGCUAGAUGUGCGCAUGAGACAGUAUGAUGCAGUUUUAGCGGAAGGUAUUUUAGAUCCAGAAUGGACCGUCCUUGCUAUCUUUCCUUCCCCAAUGUUAUAUGCUGGACCGACUGAGGUACAGUGGCACGCUAGAGCUCGAUUAGCAGCGGGCGUUUCAACUUACAUAGUAGGACGAGAUCCUGCAGGCAUCCAGCACCCCGAAACUGGAAAUUAUUUGUAUGAUCCGACACAUGGUUCGAAAGUACUAUCUAUGGCUCCUGGUCUGCUAGAUUUGAACAUAGUACCAUUUCGCAUAGCUGCGUAUGAUAAAACGAAAGGUAAAAUGGCAUUUUUUGAUCCUUCACGAAGUGAUGACUUCAAGUUUAUAAGUGGAACGAAAAUGCGAUCAUAUGCUCGUAAUGGCAUUGAACCACCAGAGGGUUUCAUGGCUCCUAAGGCUUGGAAGAUUCUGUCAUCUUAUUAUCAGGAAAUGGCAAUGAAGCAAACUGAAAAUAAUCAGUAA
Molecule: messenger RNA, 1938 nt
Organism: Loa loa (African eye worm)
Lineage: Eukaryota; Metazoa; Nematoda; Chromadorea; Rhabditida; Onchocercidae
Product: 3'-phosphoadenosine 5'-phosphosulfate synthase 2
Exons: 14
Coding region: 1-1938 (645 amino acids)
Biological process (GO): sulfate assimilation; 3'-phosphoadenosine 5'-phosphosulfate biosynthetic process
Molecular function (GO): ATP binding; adenylylsulfate kinase activity; sulfate adenylyltransferase (ATP) activity
Source: RefSeq, a predicted model, not a curated record